AUGGGUUCACUUCGCAGAUCUUUGCCUCAGAUUCUCUCCCUUCUUCUGUUUCUGGGUCUCCAUGGUGUGGCUCAGGCGGCAGAACCGGAGAGGACUACUUACAUCGUACACGUGGCCAAAUCGGAAAUGCCCCAAAGCUUCGAGCACCAUGCGGUGUGGUAUGAGUCCUCGCUGAAAUCUGUGUCUGACUCAGCGGAAAUGAUUUACACCUACGAUAGCGCUAUCCACGGAUACGCGACUAGGUUAACUGCGGAGGAGGCGCGUUUGCUGGAAAGCCAGACGGGGAUUCUGGCGGUGCUACCGGAGAUGAGGUAUGAACUUCACACAACGAGGACGCCGCAGUUCCUCGGACUCGACAAGAGCGCGGACAUAUUCCCCGACUCGAGUUCUGCGAGUGACGUCAUCGUCGGAGUCCUAGACACUGGUGUUUGGCCCGAGAGUAAAAGCUUCGACGACACCGGGCUUGGACCUGUUCCCAGUAACUGGAAAGGCGAGUGCGAAACGGGAACAAAUUUCAGCGCCUCCAACUGCAACAGAAAGUUGAUCGGAGCCAGGUUCUUUGCCAAGGGUUGCGAGGCCAUGUUGGGUCCCAUUAACGAGACUGAGGAGUCGAGAUCCCCUCGCGACGACGACGGUCAUGGCACCCACACCGCCAGCACAGCCGCGGGGUCGGUGGUUUCGGGCGCAAGUCUUUUUGGUUACGCUUCCGGGACGGCGCGUGGGAUGGCCACGCGCGCGAGAGUCGCUGUGUACAAGGUUUGCUGGAAGGGAGGGUGUUUCAGUUCGGAUAUUCUUGCCGCGAUUGAGAGGGCGAUAGAUGACAACGUUAAUGUGUUGUCGUUGUCGCUCGGUGGUGGCAUGGCUGAUUAUUACAGAGACAGUGUCGCUAUUGGAGCUUUUUCCGCGAUGGAGAAGGGGAUUUUAGUUUCUUGCUCCGCUGGGAACGCGGGGCCUAGUCCUUACAGUCUCUCUAAUGUGGCCCCUUGGAUUACUACCGUGGGUGCUGGUACACUCGAUCGUGACUUCCCUGCUAAUGUUGUUCUCGGGAAUGGACUUAACUUCUCCGGCGUGUCGCUAUACCGAGGUAACGCUUUACCUGAUUCAGCGUUACCGUUUGUUUACGCAGGGAAUGCCAGCAAUGCUACGAAUGGGAACUUAUGCUUAACGGGAACCUUGUCGCCGGAGAAAGUAGCCGGAAAGAUUGUGUUAUGUGACCGUGGAUUAACCGCUAGGGUUCAGAAAGGUUCGGUGGUGAAAUCCGCCGGAGCUUUGGGCAUGGUGUUGAGCAACACCGCCGCCAAUGGCGAGGAGCUGGUGGCCGAUGCUCAUCUCUUGCCGGCGUCUGCGGUUGGGGAGAAAGCCGGUGACGCUAUCAAGAAAUAUUUGUUUUCCGAGGGGAAACCGACGGUGAGGAUUUUGUUCGAGGGAACCAAGGUGGGGAUUCAGCCAUCACCUGUGGUUGCAGCAUUUAGUUCAAGAGGUCCGAAUUCGAUCACGCCGCAGAUCCUGAAACCAGAUCUGAUCGCACCAGGUGUCAACAUCUUAGCGGGAUGGUCCAAGGCCGUGGGUCCCACCGGUUUGCCCGUUGAUAACAGGCGCGUGGAUUUCAACAUCAUCUCUGGCACGUCCAUGUCUUGCCCUCACGUCAGCGGUUUAGCCGCCUUGAUCAAAUCGGCUCAUCCUGAGUGGAGCCCAGCCGCGGUUCGAUCGGCUCUCAUGACAACGGCUUACACAGUGUACAAAACCGGUGCGAAGUUGCAGGACAGUGCAACAGGAAAACCCUCGACACCGUUCGAUCACGGAGCGGGACACGUGGAUCCCGUGGCUGCCCUAAACCCAGGCCUGGUCUACGAUCUAACAGUAGAUGAUUAUCUUGGUUUUCUCUGCGCGUUAAACUACUCUGCUGCCGAAAUCAACACCCUGGCUAAGAGAAAAUAUCAGUGCGACUCCGGCAAGCAGUACAGUGUGAACGACCUUAACUACCCUUCGUUUGCGGUGUUGUUUGAACCAGUUAGUGGAUCCAGCGUGGUUAAGCAUACGCGGACUCUCACUAAUGUGGGGCCUGCGGGAACAUACAAGGCCUCAGUGACAUCAGACACAGCAUCGGUGAAAAUCUCGGUUGAACCGCAAACGCUGUUUUUCAAAGAAAAUGAGAAAAAGUCUUUCACUGUAACGUUCUCCUCUUCCUCGGGUGCUGCACAGCAGAGAGUGAGUGCGUUUGGACAGUUAGAAUGGUCCGAUGGAAAGCACGUGGUCGGGUCCCCAAUUUCGAUUAACUGGGAUUGA
Messenger RNA from Sphenostylis stenocarpa, 2286 nucleotides. The record is from the annotation of a GenBank genome assembly. Lineage: Eukaryota; Viridiplantae; Streptophyta; Magnoliopsida; Fabales; Fabaceae.